Molecule: messenger RNA, 3063 nt
Organism: Spizellomyces punctatus DAOM BR117
Lineage: Eukaryota; Fungi; Chytridiomycota; Chytridiomycetes; Spizellomycetales; Spizellomycetaceae
Exons: 13
Coding region: 186-2951 (921 amino acids)
Biological process (GO): plasma membrane tubulation; endosomal transport; endocytosis
Cellular component (GO): cytoplasmic vesicle; plasma membrane
Molecular function (GO): protein binding; phosphatidylinositol binding
Source: RefSeq, a predicted model, not a curated record
GGUACUCAGGCUCGGACGGUUUUCUAACCUUUUCGUUUUUUUAACUUGCGGGUGAGUGUUGGAGGAGAAGCGGCUGCCUAUUGCAGCGGCCGAACAAGAACGGGUGUUUUGGAUGCGGAUCUGCAUAUAAUCAUCGCGUGAGACCGUGUAUCCCAGAACCUCAUUUCAUUGCUAUUUUCUCACACAUGAGCGACGCCGAGAUGCCUUCGACAACAUCUAUAACGACUUCUCCUCCGACCUCGCCUGCAUUUCCGCCUACGAACAUGCCAUCCUCCCCUCCGACGUCAACCAAGCGGCCCCCUCCACCCGUACCCCCCAGGCCGCCUAGUCUUGCUAAGCGCAAUAUACGUCAACGUGCUCGUCUUUCAGUCGCAUCGAGCACCUCGCGUACGCGUUCGAUCCUAUCGGGGAUUGACUGGAAAUCGCAACCUGAGGAUGUAGUGCUACCACCACCAAUGUCACCCCGUAGUGAGGUGGACAGGGCAGAAGCCGAGAUUGCUGGAAAGCAGAAUGGGAAUGGUACACCAGUUGGUGGUCUUGUAACGGUGCUCACUCCCGCAGAUUCACCUUCACAAACGCCCACACCCAAACCAACCCCCGAUACACUCCUUCGAUCAGACUACUUUACUUCAAAACCUCUUUCGCCACCCCCGCGAUCCGAAGCUUCCACGCCAAGAACAUCGCCUUCGCGCCCUGUCCAUCUUCUUAGACGUUUAUCAUCGCAUCCAACAUCCUGGAGAUCGUCUCUGUUUCGUCGCUCCGGAGUCUCUCCUAAUGGCAGCCCAAAGAUGACGGGCGAAGAGGCUAUUUUGAGUAAUGUCUUUGGAGGCAGUCUAAGUCCAGAAAUUGCCGAAACCUUGCUUGAAGAUGAUGAGAUGGAAGUUGUACCUGUCUAUAGCGCUAUCGCGUUAUACGAUUUUGAGCCAGACGAAGGAUAUACGGAUAUGGUUCCUCUCAAGGCUGGUGAACGAGUGGUUGUGUACGGCAAAAGAAAUGUGCGGAAUACUGUUCUGUCUAGUCCUGAUUUCAUGGAAGAUUGGGAUUGUGCAAAGGAGGUUGAGGUCGCAGAUGGAUGGUGUCAAGUCGAAUUGGAGAAUGCCGCUACAGGGUUUGCGCCCGUCUCGUACUUGAUGUUCUCGUCAGACACAACCCCCUUGGAGACUCAGCAAGAAGUGGAAUUGGCAGUAGCAGAUGCCGCACCUGAUACAGCAGGGUUUCAACCUAGCGACUAUAUACCAGUCCUCCGUCACCAACCAAGUUUCGAUGAAACUAAAGGCGUUCGUCCAUCCCAUCGGAUAGUCGAACAAUUUCUCAACGGCCUCCGUGAACCUAGUAUCGCCAGCAUCGGAACCGAUAACCUGUCCUAUCCGUCCGCAAUGUCAACCAUUACGUCAACCACAGCCUUCAUCACGUCAAAAGUGCGAAAAUCUUUGAAGCGGCUCUUGACCUCAUGGUUCUCUGGUAAUAGCGUCCAAGAUUUCAUUGUGAAAGGAGGAAGUGGCUCGCCUGAUGGGAGGGUUGAGGAUGAGAGAAAUCUCUCGUUUACAGAGUCGGAUGAUGAGUCGGGAAGGAGGAUUUCGACUGCUAGCGCGACUCAUGGUUUUCGAAUGCAUGACAAGCAUUAUAUCAAGCCAGGUCCAUGUUGGGCUGGCAACAAUCCGGCUUUCACCGUCACAAUGCAAGCACCUCAACGACGGAGAAAGGUGUCUAUUGAUCAUUCGUACAGUGGCACUAACACGAUCGUGGAUGAAUUUGUCUCCUACCGAAUUGUUACAUGGUUUCCUGACGAUGUAAUGAACACCUCCAGUGUCUAUCCCAUCCCCUCAAGCACAUAUUCCAUUGUCACGGUCGACCGCCGAUUUACCGAUUUUGAAUGGCUUCACGAGCGUCUCCUCUUCCGCUUCCCUCCACCCGUGGUUGUUCUGCCGCAACUGCCGAGGAAACAACUCCACCUAACAAAACGUUUUGACGUUGAUCACGUGGAGCGCCGACGAAGGGGUUUGGAAAUGUAUUUGAAUCAUCUUGCCCGACAUCCUGUUCUAAGGUCAGAGGAGGUUGUCAUGUUAUUUUUGAGCUGUGGCGGAGAGUUUGCGAGUGGUCUUGAUCGAGAGGAUAUGGCGAGAGCUAUUGAGGGUGGGGAAAGGUAUGGCGACGGAGCUGAGCCAGCAGUUGUGGUUGAAGAUGAGGAAUGGACGAAUGGAAUGAAGCAAUACGAUGCUGAACAUAGCCAACUGCAUAAUGCGGGCCCCGCCAAUUUUUUUACAAGGGUUCAGCAAUUGCAUCCAUCAGAGGGCGGGUACCCAAACAUGAUGGACCGCUUUUCAGCUCACUUGGAACUUGUCGACACACACCUAGAGCCCCUAAUCGAUUCAUCGCAGAAGCAUCAAUGCUUGGUUGGAGAUAUACCCAAACAUUACGAAACCAUUGCAAAUUCUUUGGAGGUUCUUGCCCGUGGAGGGAGCGAAGAGGGCCGGUUGCUAAGGAAUCUUUCAUGGUGUUGGAAACGAGGGUGCUUGGAAUGCCAUGAGUUUUCGGCUUCCAUCUUGAGUGUGUCGAAGCAGUUGCAUGGUAUUGCGGAGCUUUAUGAUUUGCAUGCCAGGACGGAUCUGGCCAUGUUCAAUGAACGUGUUCGAGACUACCAAACGCUCGUCAACAGCUACCAAGCACUCUCCCAACUCAACGACGUUGCUGAAACACGGUAUGAAGAGCUUUUGGACCAACAUCCACACACGUCCGGUGCAGCCCACGAAAGCAUCACCGGCAUGAAACGCCGGCUAACUACCGUGUGCAUGGUUGCACAAGCUGAAGUGGAACGGCUGCAUGAGGAGAAGAAGGUUGAAUGGGAGCGUUACGUGAAAGAUUGGUUGGAUGGGCAGAUUUCGGUGCAGGAGAAGGUUCUCCAGCACUUGAAGGCGGCCAGAGAGGCAAUGGGAAGAACAGGGUGUGAAUGAAUUACGUACAUAAUUGUGUUUCCUGCUUGAGUGCCUCGUUAUCUCUAUUUCUACUUGUCAUAUAUUGUACUGCUACCGUUCUCAUAAAUAUAUGGUAUGUGUAUUCUGAAUA